AUGUUGUUUGGAGUGAAGCUGCAAAAUGAGGUCUUUCCUCCAUGGAAAAACUACUAUAUCGAUUAUGAUCACUUGAAGAGACUUUUGAAGGAAAAUGUUAUUGAAUCCACAGAAAACCUAAAUAAGCCAGGAUCUUCUUCAGCUACUAGUGCAUGGUCCGAAAAAGAUGAGGCAGAAUUUGCAUCUCAAUUGGACUCUGAGUUGGAAAAGGUGUACACUUUCCAAGUUUCGAAGUACAAAGAGCUCGACGAGGAAAUAUCCAAGCUGGAACUUCAAAGCGAAGAGUACUUGAGAAGCGUUUCCGAGAAAAGGACUGCGGAUUUUGAUGCCAAGGCAUUUCAAAAGAAGCUCGAAGAGCUUCUAUGGCUGGCCAAGGAAUUGGAUCAUUUUGCGAGACUGAAUUUUACUGGUUUUAUUAAGAUCGUCAAGAAGCAUGAUAGAUUGCAUAAAGGCUACUCUGUGAAAGCAUUGUUGAACGUGCGAAUGAAGUCGUUGCCCUUGACUAACAUCAGUGAGGACACCUCUCCAUAUCUCUUCAGAAUUUCGACAUUAUACUCUUUUGUUCGAGACCAAAUGGGCUCUAGUUCAUUAUCGACUUCACUUCAAAACUCGAUUCAGAAAUUGUCAUCCUCUGGAAAGAUUUCUACUACUCCGAGUGCCUCGUUGAAUAAUCUAGGUCAAAAGGAUUAUGGAUACAAAGUUCUCAAGUUCUGGAUCCAUCCUGAUAAUUUAAUGGAAAUCAAAACCACUAUUUUGAGACACCUGCCAGUCCUAAUUUAUACCAACCAGAAUGACGAUGAUGAUGAUGAGUACAGUGUGGACCCAAAAAUCACGUCUCUUUAUUUUGAUAACAGACAGUUCGAACUAUACAACAAUAAGCUACUCAAAAACCUGAAUAAAACACCUUCACUUAGGAUAAGAUGGUCAGGCAAACUAAGGGAUAACCCCGAACUCACAAUUGAGAAAAAGAUCUUUGACUAUGACACUGGGACUUCCAAUGAUGUCCGUCUCUCAUUGAAGGAGAAGUAUUUAAAUGAUUUCAUUUUCCAAAAAGAUCCCAAAGAUGAACAAGAGGAUAUGGAGCUUCCAAAUCGCCUUAGGAAUGAUUCCAAUACGAAGCUGACUCUUGACAAGUUUGUCAGAAGGUUGGAAAAGAAGGGUAUUUCAAAGGAAUCGAUUGACAAGCUAUCUUCCAAUUUCAAGGAGUUGCAACAAUUUAUUAGAGAGAAUGAUUUGCAGCCGACCUUGAGAACUGUUCAUACCAGAACUGCCUUCCAAAUGCCAGGUGAUGAUAGGGUUCGAAUUACAAUUGAUUCUGAUAUUUUGUUCAUCAGAGAAGACUCUUUUGACCCUGAUAGACCAAUCAGAAAUCCAAGAGAAUGGCAUAGAAUGGACAUUGAUUCCACAAUUGAUGAUCCAUAUUCACUUCUCAGAAAGGGUGAGUAUGCCAAGUUCCCUUAUUCUGUUAUGGAAAUCAAACUGGCCAACUCGAUUUUCAAUAAUCCUUCGUCCCGAACUCUUGCCUGGAUCAACGAUUUGACUAAUGGGCACCUGGUUAAGGAGGUUCCGAACUUCUCGAAGUUUAUCCAAGGUAUUUCCUCUCUCUUUUUGGAAGAUGACAAUUUGGACAUUCUUCCUUUUUGGCUUCCAGAGCUGGAGAACGACAUUAGGAAAAAUCCCGAGCAAGCUUAUCAAGAUUCAAGAGAGAAGCAGAUAAGACAGCAGCAACAGGAUGAGAUACUAAAGAAUUUGAAAAAGAAAGUUGGGGAAAGUCCUAAUCCUGUGACCAACACCGGAACGGUGCAUUUAGACCAAAUAGUUGAGGAAGAAGAGGAUUUAGAUGACAAUGAGUCUUCCGAUGAGGAGUCUGCCACUGCUCUGAGCCCUUCCGCGAAAUCAACCUCCAAUUUGGUUUCGACCUCAAAUACUUUAAUGACAUCUGGUGCCCCAUCCGAAUCCAAAAGUUUUAUUGAACCUCCAAGAAAGAAAAAGCUAAAUGUUGCUUCCUAUUUCAUACCGGUGUUUUCAAAGGCAUCCAAAUUAGAAGGAUACGAGUCUGAAGAUGAGGAAAUCGUUUUGCCUCCAGGAGUGGUAAAGCCAAAGACUCUUAUCAAGCAAUCCGGUCCAAUCAAAGUGGAAGCCAAAGUUUGGCUUGCUAAUGAGCGUACGUUUGUUCGGUGGCUGCAUAUCACUACCUUGCUUUCAGCAUUGACGUUCACAAUACACUCAUCUGUCUCCUCAUCACACAUCCCGAUUGUCGCUACCAACAUUGCGUACAUUUACUUUGCGCUGACCCUCUUCUCCGGAGUUUGGGCCUAUGCUAUUUACAUGAAGAGGCUGGAGUUGAUCAAGCUCAGAUCCGGAAGACACUUAGAUGGUGUUUUUGGUCCGUUAGUUGUAGCACUGGUGCUUAUUUUCAGCUUGUGUCUUGAAUAUUAUGCUGGAGUGAAAAAGUACAGCGAGAAGCACUCUCUGCUCACCAGUGAGGGCUUCUUUACUACCAAUGAUGAAGCGAAUGCUUUGCAUCCAAUCACAAAGUUCUUAUUACAGAAACUUGUCUCUUUUUGUGGCUCUAUAUAG
Ogataea haglerorum is the source of this 2580-nucleotide messenger RNA. RefSeq lists its product as uncharacterized. The record is from RefSeq and is a predicted model, not a curated record. Bases 1 to 2580 code for a protein of 859 amino acids. NCBI's taxonomy places the organism in Eukaryota, Fungi, Ascomycota, Pichiomycetes, Pichiales, Pichiaceae. Gene Ontology annotation, cellular component: vacuolar transporter chaperone complex; fungal-type vacuole membrane. The transcript has a single exon.